Messenger RNA from Scylla paramamosain (green mud crab), 2332 nucleotides. RefSeq names its product nuclear receptor subfamily 2 group E member 1-like. Gene Ontology annotation, biological process: positive regulation of transcription by RNA polymerase II; cell differentiation; anatomical structure development. Bases 414 to 1784 code for a protein of 456 amino acids. The record is from RefSeq and is a predicted model, not a curated record. Lineage: Eukaryota; Metazoa; Arthropoda; Malacostraca; Decapoda; Portunidae. The transcript is spliced from 8 exons. Gene Ontology annotation, molecular function: nuclear receptor activity; zinc ion binding; RNA polymerase II cis-regulatory region sequence-specific DNA binding.
AUAAAGAUCAUGUCCGCGGCUGGCCAAUGGCUGGAAGGCGGGAACUCUUGGCGCCUGGUGUUGGGGAGGGGCGUAGGGCGCACGGGGAAGGAGGGCAGUAUGGGCCAGCCAAUGGGAAGCUUUCUUUGUGGGCGGGGACAUCACCUUACAGCCAAUCAGUUUCUCAGAGGCUGCUCUCCUGCUCUCCCCCCCAACAGGCCCAUCAGGGCCAGGCAAUGGACCUGACACGGGCGUGAGGGCUGGCUGGGAUGCCCACAAAUGGUGGCGAUGCUUAGUGCGCUGCAGUUCCCGGGACAGUGAAUAGUGAACACACAGCGCUUAAUGUUUGUCGCGAGAAAACAGAAGGCUUAGCACAGCUUCCUGCUUGCACAGUGAUCUAUGCGAGUGUCGAGGAGACCUGCUCACGUGGCCCCAUGUUGAUAGAGGCCAUGACGGAGGUGGAGAAGAUGGACCUGCGGCUCACUGCCCGCGGCCCGGCGUCUGCCAAGUGCCGUAUCCUGUAUGACAUCCCGUGCAAGGUGUGUCAGGACCACUCCUCGGGGAAGCAUUACGGCAUCUUCGCCUGUGAUGGCUGCGCAGGUUUCUUCAAGAGGUCCAUCAGGAGACAGCGGCAGUACGUGUGCAAGAACAAGGCGGAGGGCGGCUGUGUGGUGGACAAGACGCACCGCAACCAGUGUCGCUCGUGUCGCCUCUCCAAGUGUAUGCAGGCCGGCAUGAACAAGGACGCCGUCCAGCAUGAGCGGGGGCCUCGCAACUCCACGCUCCGCCGCCAGAUGGCCCUCUACUUCAAAGACCCGAGCCCAGAGGCGCCCACCCGACCCCCGCCUCGCCCCCGCAGCCCCAACACUCCCCCCCAUCCUGUCACCACCACUCGCUCUCCCCCCACCAGCGUCCCCCAUCUUCCUUCUCUCCCCACUCUCGCCGUCAGUACAUCCCUAAGUCUUCCUUUUCCCCCUCCGCACCUCCCUCACCCAGCAGGGCCUCUACCGUCAACUUUAGACCUGAAGAUGCCCCUCCCGCCGCGCCCCCACCCCAGCACCGCCGUGACCGACCUGCCGCCGCGCCCGCCACCCGAAGUGCUAGACCGCAUGCACCUCCUAACCUCCAGGGCCACCACACUGCUGGCGCCCACUCCCAAGUACCCACACGAGCUGGCCUUGCCGAUCGUCACGUCGCCCGACAGCGUGUGUGAGACCGCCGCCCGCCUGCUCUUCAUGAACGUCCGCUGGGCUAAGCACCUGCCUGCCUACACUGCCCUGCCCUUCAGAGACCAGCUGUGCCUACUGGAGGAGGGCUGGAGGGAGCUAUUCGUCCUUUCGGCUGCCCAGUUCCUCCUGCCGGUGGAGGCUGGGCCCCUGCUGUCUUUUUCAGGCCUAGGCGGAGAGCCCUCAGAGCGCCUCCUUCCCAUCCUGCAGGAUAUCAAGCUAUUUCAGGACAUCCUCGCCAAAUUCAAGGCGAUGAGCGUCGAUCCCACGGAGUAUGCGUGUCUCAAGGCCAUCGUGCUCUUCAAGACAGUGUGGGAGGGCGGGGACGGCGAGACGCGCGGUCUGAGGGACUUGCCGGCCGUGGCAGCGCUGCAGGACCAGGCACAGCUCACCCUCAACAAGUACAUCACCACCGCCUACCCGACGCAGCCCUUCAGGUUCGGAAAGCUCCUGCUCCUGCUACCGUCGCUGCGAGCUGUGGGCGCCCGCACCAUCGAGGAGCUCUUCUUCAGGCGCACCAUCGGCUCCAUCCCCAUUGAGCGUAUCAUCUGCGACAUGUACAAGGCAGCAGACUUCUGAUACACGCUCACCACCGCCCUAGCUCACCCUGCCGUGCUGCGAUGCAGUCUUUCACGUCCAACUCGAAAAAAAAGUCCCUGUGACCUUACUUUCUCAUAGCUUUCCCUAUAAUAUCACUACUUUUGUAAAUGCAUUCUUCAUUAUACGGAUUCGUGUAAAUACCUUUAGAUGUAUUUUUUUUUAUUGUUCGUUGUUGUGUGUUACACAUUGCUAUCGCUGCGGUGCCUUCAAGAAGUGGCCGCGGCGCCAGACUCACUCCAAAGAGACUCACGACUCGCGCAGCCCAGGCCUGACUUACGUAUAGACGCGGCGCACGGCGGAUUGGUCAUGUCGUGUGUUGUGUAAGCUCCAAUCAAGGUUACACACACACACACACACACACACACACACACCUGCCCCCUGUGCCCGAGGGGCCACACAUUACGACCGCUGACGACAGAGUCUGUCAGUAAAAAAAUAAAUAAGAAACUUAUGUAAAUAUUGUUGAAAAAUAUUUGUGUUUGAGUAUGGUUAAGAGUAUGGAUGACAAAUAUAUAUUUACUGUAAUA